Messenger RNA from Blastomyces dermatitidis ER-3, 1671 nucleotides. RefSeq lists its product as uncharacterized. The transcript has a single exon. The coding region runs from base 663 to 1394 and encodes 243 amino acids. The record is from RefSeq and is a predicted model, not a curated record. Lineage: Eukaryota; Fungi; Ascomycota; Eurotiomycetes; Onygenales; Ajellomycetaceae.
UUUACAUACAAGAUGCAAAACAACAAAGGCCACUGCGACAGAUGCGGUGCCUAUAGUUCGUUCUCCUUUUUCUUCCCUUUUUUCAUUUCGGGGAUUUCAUUGAGUUACUUACUGUCAUCGCUUGUAACUAACUACCUUUAUAUUGUGAUCUCUUGUCAAAAUAUCGGCUGUGCAUGCGCACUGGAUGACUCAUUCUUUUCCAUUCUUAUUAACUAUUCUUUUGACUUUUUAUUCGAGACAGAUUUCGCUGGUUCUGGUUAUGUAUGGUAGGGUAGGCAUUUUCUCAAAAGACGCCUUGCCUUGUGUUCCGCAAGGCGAACGUGAUGUUCCACAACAUAUGCGCGUAUUUGAAGGGGCGGAUACGAGAGAAAAAGAAUCAAUCCCCUCUUCCCAGUACAUUACAUAGUAAAUACUUUUAGGAUCAAUAAUGGGUUAUAAAAGACUCUUCGUUCUCCGUAAAAUAUUUAUUUCUGUGUCGAAAAUAAUUCAGAUCUAUCCUUCCUCAAUUGGUUGAUACAUUGCGUGUUAUCUACAACGUUUACAAUUCCUCCAAAAAACAAAAAACAUAUAUACGGCUUGACUUGGUUCGUUCAAGAAGCUCUCUAGCCGUGAAGGGCGAGGUGCAAGGUCAAAAUCAGACACGAGUAAACUCGGAAAAUAAAAUGUCAACACUCGAACCAUCAUCCCAAGAUGACAAUAGGGGAGCCUCCCCCGAACCCCCCCAACCCCUGCAACAUCACCAUCAGAACAUAGCAGAAGAUCUCACACUGCAAGUCGACUUUUCCUGGCGACGAUUCAAAAGCCUCAUCACCAACAAAGACGACCCGCAAGCAUCAUCCCCCAUCUACAUCGUCCAUCACAAAGUCACCAAACCGCAUCUCACCUUCAAGUCGGCCGCAGACAACACGGCUUUUGCCACAGGCAGUCUCCACACUUUCUCCAUCGAUGCCGAAUGCGAGAUUCGCGGGCGCUCCACCACCCUCAAGGCACUCAAGCGCUUCAAGACAGAAUACAUGUACCGCUCACACACCUUCGCCACCAACGGCGGCGCUGAGCCCGCGUGCUUGACCUGGACCGGCUCCUGCGGCCUCAAGACCUGGGAUUAUAUCUGCCUCGACGAGAAGCAGAUGCCCGUGGCGAAGUUUUCGGCAAAUAUCUGGGCGGUCAAGAAGAUCGGGACCAUCACUUUUCUGGGAUCGAAUAUCCCUGGCGCCGUCAGCGACGCGGUGAGGGAGGAGAUUGUCGUUACGGCGCUGACGCUGUUCUAUUGCAUGGUGCUCCGGACUAAUAGUGUCCUUUCGUUGUUUGGCGCUGUAUUCUCGCGGCCUGGUCAUGAUGAGAGGGUGGAGGAUGGGAAGGAGGGUGGAAGGUCGAAGGUGGCUGAUUCGGAGUAAUAGCCGCGUUAAUAGUGAAUGUAAUAACGAGCAUUGCUCGGUUGAUUUGUGAAGCACGGUUCGAAAUGUACCAGGGAAAUAGGGGUGGAGUUCAGGUUUGAGGGGGCUGAAAGGGGGUCAUGUUAGUGGCAUUCCGAUCCGGCGUUUGGGGAAGCUGCCUUAUCAGCUGGGCCAUAUUGGCGAAGAAGUACCUCAGAAGGUGGUAUAUUUUAUGGACAAGAGAUAUGUCAUUCCAGUGUUCUGUCCAAUUAGUAAAACCAUUUCACAAAAAUCCACA